AUGAGGGAGGAGGUCAACUGGUUCGAGAGAUGGGAGGAGGAGCUGCCGGCGCCGGCGGAGCUGAUGCCGCUCUCCCAAACCCUAAUCACCCGCGACCUGGCCCUCGCCUUCGACAUCAUCCCCCCUGGCGGCGACCCCCUUCAACCUCUUCCUCCCUCCUCUGCCCUACCGCCGCCGGGGCCCCAGGAUCGCCGUGGAGACCACGACUCGCCGGAGACCGGCGGCGCCGGCGGUGUGGAGGACCCGGCCACCCGCACGGUGAAGAGGCCGCGGCUGGUGUGGACUCCUCAGCUCCACAAGAGGUUCGUCGAGGCCGUCGCCCAUCUUGGCAUCAAGAACGCCGUCCCCAAGACCAUAAUGCAGUUCAUGAACGUCGACGGCCUCACCAGAGAGAACGUCGCCAGUCACCUCCAGAAGUACCGCCUCUACCUCAAGCGGAUGCAGUCUAUCUCCUCCUCCUCCGCCGCCGCCGUCGCCGCCUCCGUCGGUGGCGGAGUUCUGGACCAGUUCAUCCCUUUCGUGCCGCCGCCGCCCGCCUUGCAGCAGCAGCAGCAGGCCCAGUUCUUCCACCACCGGCAUAUCGUCCACAUGGGCUCGCCGCCGAGUGGGGGAUUCGAGCUCGGAUUCCAGAGAAUGGUGGCGCCGCCGCCGGAGGCGGCUGGUUUCUUCCCCAAUGACCCGGAUUCAAGCGGAGACGCAGCAGAGAUAGGAAGAAGGAACGUCCUAACCCUAUUUCCCACCAGUGACGAUUGA
Molecule: messenger RNA, 753 nt
Organism: Spirodela intermedia
Lineage: Eukaryota; Viridiplantae; Streptophyta; Magnoliopsida; Alismatales; Araceae
Source: the annotation of a GenBank genome assembly